Messenger RNA from Babesia bovis T2Bo, 2811 nucleotides. Its product is annotated as Guanylate-binding protein N-terminal domain family protein. The record is from RefSeq and is a predicted model, not a curated record. The coding region runs from base 20 to 2791 and encodes 923 amino acids. Gene Ontology annotation, molecular function: GTPase activity; GTP binding. NCBI's taxonomy places the organism in Eukaryota, Apicomplexa, Aconoidasida, Piroplasmida, Babesiidae. The transcript has a single exon.
GCGCAAUCACAUAAUCACAAUGGUAGAUACAGACCCCGAUCGAGAUGUAACCGCGGGGUCACCGCGACGCCAAGGAAGCAUCUCAACAGAGGAAUUAGUAAAUUUAUACGAUAACGUGGCACCUAAGGAAACAACUGCCGAACCCGUAUUGCAAGUUGAAGUACCCAAUGGAUGCUCAGGAGAUGAACGAGUGGUUGAUAUAUCUUGUAGUAAGGAUAACACCGAGGACCAGGAUGUUGCCAUUUCUCCAGAUUACACAAUGGAACAGCAAAGUGUGUCGUCCGCGGAUCACCAAACACAAGUGGAAUCGUCAGUAGUUGCCGUGGAACAGUAUGCAAUUGAAAACAAUCAACUGCCAACCUCAGAUAUCAAUGAGUUCAGAGGUAACCCGGAUUACGCACAACCGACAGAGUCCUCCGGUAGAGGGUUGCCAACGUUUGGAGAUUUUGAUAUCGGGUCAAGGAUGCUACCCGACGAUGAAAUCCUUGCACAACAAACAUUCAGAGAUGUGGCGUCGAAUUAUUUUGUCAUCAGGAAUCUACCAUCCAACAUGCCAAAUGCAACACUGAGCUUUGGAUAUGAAGAUCAGCAGCACCCACCAGUACAACCAGAAGGUGUUAUCGAUGUGGUUAACUACUACAGACCUCCAGUACAACCAGAUUACGACGAACAGAGAUAUGACCAGAUACCACGUGGCCACAAAAGCAAGCGUGCAGGAUCGAUUAUCAGUAACACCGGAGGGGAUACCACCGCGUCGUCAUACGGCAGGGCUACGGAUAACGAAGAGUCACCCCGAGUUUUUAGUAAUACGUCCACGCCGUCAUCAGAAAUGCGUAACGAUGAUUAUAGACCACGACGUAAGGCACCCGUGAUAGAUGAUGCCUCGGAGUAUACCGCUGAAAGCCCAGAUGCAACAACUAAGAGUGGGUUGUUCGAAGUACCGGUAAAGGUAUGCGCAUUGCCAAGAAUUAUCGACCCUUUCAAAGGAUUCUCUAAAGUGUGUACACCAAGAGCUAUCAAAAUGCUGCAUUUUGUACGCAACGGAACAAGGACACAGUGUAGCAUAGAAAAGAAUGCAGCCACACUGCUGCAGACACAUAUCAAAGACCUGAAAGUUGUAUGCAUAAGUAUAUGCGGUGAUGCAAGAACUGGGAAAAGCUACCUAGCGAGCAUGCUAGUGAAUAAACCGGUAAACUCAUUCCAAUGCGCUGAACCUUAUGCACCUAGCCAUAUCAUGAACCAAUUCAACCCACCAGCUGAGGGUACUGUAUGGGCAUACGUUGGAGUGUACCAAGAAAAAUAUGCAUACAUAUACCUAGAUUUCACAGGAUUUGAAAAUAAUCAAGAAGAUCGCAUACAAAUGACACAAUUCGCAAUGCUACUUAGCAAUUGCGUCAUAUGCAGUAUUGCAAACCCACCAAGAAUGGGAAUAUAUGACGCUGUCAAAGCUAUGAUCAAUGUAACAGAUAACAUGCAACAUAACAACGAAAGUGAUAUGUUGCAAAUGAAUCAAACAAUCGAAGAUUUCAGAAGGAAAGCAACCCUGGAUAGAGAUAAGUCAAAGACAUUCGAUCUCAAGGAAACACCAACAGAUGAUGCCAAUGAAGAACGAAUUGAGCAGAGUAAAACGGAUAUCUGGAAAGCACCCAUCAUAUACUUCGUGUUCAGAGAUAGCGAUGGACACGUAAAAUGCCUAGAUGAACGUAUAUUUACACCAGAAACACUAGUUGAACAGGGAAUAUUUGAUCACUAUACCAACAUUUUCAACUAUAAUCGCAAAGAAGGUGUAUUCGAUUUCAGAAAUAGGAUGCUGGAUGCCUUUGAAGUGUUCCUUAACAGGAAGUAUACCACAUUGCCAUGCCCAGUGACGCAAGAAAGCAACCCACUCAAAACGCAAAUGUCACCAGCAGCCAAUGCUGCAAACGCACUCAAAAGAAUGUUUGCAACACUGCUGGCACCGGCAAACGCGAAUAUCAUGCUAACUGAUAUCAGUGAGUGUACGCCGACAUCACUCCUAACAGAAGAGAUGACAUCAGGACAACCAUGUAUGACAGCAAUACCAAAUCAUAUGCUUAACCCACGCUUCUGCGAAAAGCUAGAUGAAGUCAAAGUAUGCAUAUACCAUGAUACGCUGGCACACACGCAGUCGGAAAUGCAAUUGAAUGGGCAAAUGUUCGCCAACUACCUCAUGCUGCUUGUUAACCACUAUAAUAAUAAAGGAUACGUCACAGUAAAAGAUGCAACCAAUAUACUAGAAGAGGUACUCUCCAAGCAAAAUGAAGAGGUUAGCAAAGCAGUCAUGGUACACUUCUUCAAGGGGCUCAAAGACCAUGUAGUCAUGCAGUUGCCAAUGGAACCUAGAAUACUACUGUCCAAGUGCAUGAAACUUAAAUUGAAAAGCUUACAGAAAUUCCAAACACAAGCUAUAGGAACGCAAGCACACUAUGCAGAACAAUACGCAAACCUAGAAAAAUCAUUGGAUAACCUUAUAGCCAAACUGGAAACCAGGAAUGACAAGAUAGCCAUAGAUACAGCAACUGCAAUGUUCGAAAAAUGCACAGAGACACUAAAUGAAAAAAUUGCAAUGGAAAGCUACACCUACGAAAAACUACUAGUGGAUAUCGCGAAAAUGAGAAAGAUGUUCCUGCAAAAGUUCAAAGGACAUAGCCAAGUCACAGAAAGGGUGUUCCCACAAUUAUCGCAGCAACUAUAUCGCAAAUUUGAUGAAUUCCACCCCAAAGCGAAUGCACCAGAUAUCAACGAAAUAGCAAAGCAAUACGGUGACCAGUGAGACCGCAAAACAGACCAUAU